ACGUUUUAGAUUUCCUUUUCAAUUGUUAUUCACUGUCAACGCCAGAGAAGGAGGAAGAAGAAAGAGUGUGAUCGUGACAACUGACAACAAUGGAGUUUCUGGACGAAGACGCGAGGCCACGCUUCCUCUUCCAAUCAGGAGCCGCAGCAGCAGCUGCAGAGCCACAACCUCACCUCCACAAACCCACCAAGCUAGUCCUCUUCAUCACCAUCACUCUCUCUUCCAUCCUCUUCGCCCUCGCACUCUUCUUCUUCCAAUCCGAACCCUUCAAAUCGAUCCUCUUCUGGCUCUCCCUCUCCCUCCUCAUCGGCCCCUUCGCCCCGAUUUCACUCACCGGCGGCGAUGUUAGCGUCGGCCGCGGAAACAUCGUAAAUUUCCCUGAUGAACACGCCGCCGCCGAGGAAGAUCAGAAGCCUCCCCCGCAGCGGCGAUCCAGGUCACGCAGAUCGGAUGAGCCCGCGUUUGCUCCCGUACCGACGUUAGCGAAAUCCGAGCAUCGGAGAGGUGAGCAGAACGGCGUUGCUGCGGUGGCGGUGGCGGAGGAGGAGAAGGGGUGGAAUGAGGAGGAUGUUGAGAUUCUGAAGAAGCAGAUGGCGAAGCAUCCUGUUGGGAAGCCUGGACGGUGGGAGGCGAUUGCGGCGGCGUUUGGAGGGCGGCACAAGGCGGAGAGCGUGAUCAAGAAGUCUAAGGAGUUAGGGGAGAAAAGAAGCGACGAUUCGGACUCGUACGAGCAGUUUUUGAAGAAGAGGAAGGCGGCGGAUAAGAGGGGUGGUGGUGAAGAAGAAGAAGGGAAGGUUGAGGAGGAGACUAAUUGGAGUAAUGGGGAGGACAUUGCAUUGCUGAAUGCUUUGAAAGCGUUUCCGAAGGACGCUCCGAUGAGAUGGGAGAAGGUUGCUGUUGCAGUUCCUGGGAAAUCCAAGGCUGCUUGUGUGAAAAGAGUUGCUGAAUUGAAGAAAGGGUUUCGGAGCUCAAAAGGUGCUUCCUAAGGGUAAAUGGAUUCUUUUUGUUCUCGAAUUCUAAUACGCGGGAGUGUGAAAUGCUGUUUCGGUGAGGUUAAUGGAUUGAUGAACUUGUAACUUAUGCUGAUAAUUUUUUGUUUAUUGACAUGGGAAGAUAUUGUUAAAGAUGAUCUCAUUAUUUAUAAUAUCCCUCAUAAUCUGGGUUUUGAUCGAGCUCAAUGGUUGUAGUAUGAUCCAUAUAGCCGACCUCACUUGGUGAGAUAAGGCUUUUGUUGUUGUUGUUGUUAUUUGAUUUAUGAAUUACAUUGAUAAUUGGUUCGGUUUA
This is a messenger RNA of Lotus japonicus, 1284 nucleotides long. RefSeq names its product transcription factor MAMYB. NCBI's taxonomy places the organism in Eukaryota, Viridiplantae, Streptophyta, Magnoliopsida, Fabales, Fabaceae. Gene Ontology annotation, biological process: regulation of translational fidelity; 'de novo' cotranslational protein folding. The transcript has a single exon. Gene Ontology annotation, molecular function: Hsp70 protein binding; ribosome binding. Gene Ontology annotation, cellular component: cytosol. The record is from RefSeq and is a predicted model, not a curated record. Bases 90 to 986 code for a protein of 298 amino acids.